CCGCGCUGAGCCCGAGCCCGCCCGGAGCGCCGCCGCCGCCGCCGCGCCGACCAUGUCGGCGGCCAAGGAGAACCCGUGCAGGAAAUUCCAGGCCAACAUCUUCAACAAGAGCAAGUGUCAGAACUGCUUCAAGCCCCGCGAGUCGCAUCUGCUCAACGACGAGGACCUGACGCAGGCAAAACCCAUUUAUGGUGGCUGGCUGCUCCUGGCUCCAGAUGGGACUGACUUUGACAACCCGGUGCACCGGUCUCGGAAAUGGCAGCGGCGGUUCUUCAUUCUUUACGAGCACGGCCUCUUGCGCUACGCCUUGGAUGAGAUGCCCACGACCCUCCCUCAGGGCACCAUCAACAUGAACCAGUGCACAGAUGUGGUGGAUGGGGAGGGCCGCACGGGCCAGAGGUUCUCCCUGUGCAUCCUGACGCCCGAGAAGGAGCAUUUCAUCAGGGCAGAAACCAAGGAGAUCGUCAGUGGGUGGCUGGAGAUGCUCAUGGUCUAUCCCAGGACCAACAAGCAGAACCAGAAGAAGAAACGGAAAGUGGAGCCUCCCACACCCCAGGAGCCCGGGCCUGCCAAGGUGGCUGUCACCAGCAGCAGCAGCAGCAGCAGCAUCCCCAGUGCUGAGAAGGUCCCCACCACCAAGUCCACACUGUGGCAGGAGGAAAUGCGGGCCAAGGACCAGCCAGACGGCAGCAGCCUGAGUCCAGCUCAGAGUCCCGGCCAGGGCCAGCCUCCUGCUACCAGCUCCCUGCGGGAACCUGGGCUGGAGAGUAAAGAAGAGGAGAGUGCCGUGAGCAGCGACCGCAUGGACUGUGGCCGCAAAGUCCGGGUGGAGAGCGGCUACUUCUCCCUGGAGAAGACCAAGCAGGACUUGCAGGCCGAGGAGCAGCAGCUGCCCCCACCGCUCUCCCCGCCCAGCCCUGGCACCCCUAACAACAGGUACAGUUGCCCCGAAUCGCUCUCCCAGGAGCUUGGUCAUCCCUUUCCUUCCCCAGGUCCUCGACCCCCCAGCCGGAUGGUCUACAGCAUCUCCCUUGGCUCCCUGGACGUAGCUGGCCGGCCCCCUGCCCACGUGGACUCUGGCAGCACUGGGGGGCAGGGGACAGAGAGACUGGGGAGCACCUUUGCCUUUAAAGCCAGCAGGCAGUACGCCACCCUGGCCGACGUCCCCAAGGCCAUCAGGAUCAGCCACCGAGAAGCCUUCCAGGUGGAGAGAAGGCGGCUGGAGCGUAGGACUCGGGCCCAGAGCCCUGGCAGGGAAGAGGUGGCCCGCCUGUUUGGCAGUGAGCGGAGGAGGUCCCAGGUGAUAGAGAAAUUCGAGGCCCUGGACAUUGAGAAGGCGGAGCACAUGGAGACCAACUCGUCAGCAGGGCCGUCGCCCUCCAGCGACACUCGCCAGGGCCGCAGCGAGAAGAGGGCCUUCCCCAGGAAGCGGGACGUCACCAGCGAAGCCCCCACAGCUCCUCUCCCAGAUGCCUCAGCUCCCCCCCUGUCUCCACAUCGCAGAGCCAAGUCACUGGACAGGAGGUCCACGGAGCCCUCCAUGACGCCUGACCUGCUGAAUUUCAAGAAAGGCUGGCUGACCAAGCAGUACGAGGAUGGCCAGUGGAAGAAACACUGGUUUGUCCUGGCUGAUCAAAGCCUGAGAUACUACAGGGACUCGGUGGCUGAGGAGGCAGCUGACUUGGAUGGGGAGAUUGACUUGUCUACGUGUUAUGAUGUCACAGAGUAUCCAGUCCAGAGAAACUAUGGCUUCCAGAUACAUACAAAGGAUGGUGAGUUCACGCUGUCGGCCAUGACAUCUGGAAUCCGGAGGAACUGGAUCCAGACCAUCAUGAAGCAUGUGCACCCGGCCACCACCCCAGAUGUGACCAGCUCCUUGCCAGAGGAAAAGAACAAGAGCGGCUCCUCUUUUGACACCUGCCCAAGACCGAGUGAGAAGCAAGAGGCAGAGCCAGGGGAGCUGGACCCUGAGCAGAAGAGGAGCCGUGCUCGAGAGCGGAGGCGGGAGGGCCGCUCUAAGACCUUUGACUGGGCUGAGUUCCGCCCCAUCCAGCAGGCCCUGGCUCAGGAGAGGGCUGGCGCCAUGGGGGCCCCCGUGGGAACCCCCGAUACCCACGAGCCUGGGCGCCCUGAGGCAGAGCCUGGUGAGCUUGAGCGGGAGCGCGCACGACGGCGGGAGGAGCGCCGCAAGCGCUUUGGCAUGGCGGACGCGGAGGAUGUGGCCCUGCGCAUGGAGGUGGACCGGAGCCCAGGGCUGCCUGUGACCCCCGACCUCAAGGCACAGAAUGUCCAUGUGGAGAUUGAGCAGCGGUGGCAUCAGGUGGAGACCACCCCUCUUCGGGAAGAAAAGCAGGUGCCCAUCACGCCCCUGCACCUGUCCUCCUCUGAGGACGGAGGAGACCGGCUCUCUGCACAGGAGCUGACCUCUCUGCUGGAGAAGGAGCUAGAACAGAGCCAAAGGGAAGCCUCGGACCUUUUGGAACAGAACCGACUCCUGCAGGACCAGCUGAGGGUGGCCCUGGGCCGGGAGCAGAGCGCCCGGGAGGGCUAUGUGCUGCAGACUGAAGUGGCCACCUCCCCAUCGGGCGCCUGGCAGAGGCUCCAUAGAGUCAACCAAGACCUCCAAAGUGAGCUUGAAGCCCAGUGCCAGCGCCAGGAGCUGAUCACGCAUCAGAUUCAGACCCUGAAACGUAGCUAUGGGGAGGCCAAGGAUGCGAUCCGGCACCACGAGGCCGAGAUCCGGAGCCUGCAGGCGCGGCUCAGCAAUGCCGCUGCCGAGCUGGUCAUCAAGGAGCAGGCACUGGCCAAGCUCAAGGGCGACCUGAAGCGGGAGCGGGGCAGGGUCCGCGAGCAACUGGAGGAACGGCAGCACAGCGAGGCGGCACUGAGCGGCCAGCUGAGAGCCAGUGAGCAGAAGCUCAAGAGCGCCGAGGCUCUGCUGCUGGAGAAGACGCAGGAGCUGCGGGACCUGGAGACGCAGCAGGCGCUGCAGCAGGACCGGCAGAAGGAGGUGCAGAGGCUGCAGGAGCGCAUCACCGACCUCAGCCAGCAGCUCAGCGCCAGCGAGCAGGCCCAGCGGCUGAUGGAGGAGAAGCUGCAGAGGAACUACGAGCUGCUGCUGGAGAGCUACGAGAAAGAGAAGGAGGUGCUGCUGCAGAACCUGAAGGAGGUGGAGGACAAGGCCAGCACCUACGAGGACCAGCUGCAGGGCCAGGCCCAGCACGUGGACACCCUCCAGAAGGAAAAGCUGAGCGCCACAUUUGAGGGCAGUGAGCAGGUGCACCAGCUGGAGGAGCAGCUGGCGGCCCGUGAGAGCAGCAUCCGCAGGCUCACCGAGCAUGUGCAGAGCCUGUGUGACGAGCGGGACCUUCUCAGGCAGCAGUUCCAGGAGCUGACGGAGCGUGUGGCUACGUCCGAUGGGGACAUGGCUGAGCUCCAGGAGAAGCUGAGGGGAAGAGAGGCUGACUGCCAGAGCCUAGAGCACUCCUACCGGAGGGUCUCCAGCCAGCUCCAGAGCAUGCACGUUCUGCUGAAAGAGAAGGAGGAGGAGCUGGAGCACAUUAAGGAAGUGCACGAGAAAGUUCUGGAAAAGAAAGAUCAGGACCUCAAUGAGGCUUUGGUUAAAAUGGUUGUCUUGGGGAGCAGCUUAGAGGAAACAGAAAUUAAGCUUCAGGCAAAGGAAGAGAUUUUAAGGAAAUUUGCAAAUGAAUCUUUAAAGGAUGUGGAAGAGCCACAGAGUGCCCCAGAAGAAACGGAAGAGGAUGGCAUUUUGCUCCUGGGCCAACAGCUCCAAGCCAUAGGGGCACCUCUGGGCUCCCCACAUGCAAGGCUUGAGGAGGAGGAUGGCCUGGGGGAGGGGUGCGGGGGGGGCAGCCCUGGUGGGGAAGAGAACGUGCCGCCUCCGAAGUUGGCAGAAGUGCCUGACAGGGAGGGGCACCUGCAGAGCACAGCCAGACCCGACCCGGGGGCACCUGGAGUGAAAAGGCAGAGGAUCCGGUUCUCCACAAUCCAGUGCCAGAGAUAUGUCCAUCCUGAAGCGUCUGAGAAGACCUGGACCAGCAGCACAUCUUCCGACACCAGCCAGGACCGGUCGCCCUCGGAGGAAAGCAUGUCCUCGGAGGCUGCACCCAGCGUACCGCCCGCCACUGGCGACUCGGAGAUGUACCUGUCCAUCAUACACUCCCUGGAGACCAAGCUCUACGUCACAGAGGAGAAGCUCAAAGAUGUGACUGUCAGGCUGGAGAGCCAGCAGGGCCAGAGCCAGGAGGCGCUGCUUGCGCUGCACCACCAGUGGGCUGGCACCGAGGCCCAGCUCCGCGAGCAGCUCCAUGCCAGCCUGCGCCAAGUCGGCGCGCUGACCUCCCAGCUGGAGCAGGAGAGGCAAGAGAGGGCUGGAAGGGUUGAAGGUCAUGUUGGGGAGCUUGGGAACUUCCAGGUGAAAAAUAGUCAGGCCCUGACUUGCUUGGAAAACUGCCGAGAACAGCUGAGAUCUCUGCUGAGGGCUGGCCAGGAGGAGCAGGACACGCGGGCGGCCUCGCUGGCCAGUGUGGAGAGCGCACUUGUCAGUGCCAUCCAGGCCCUGCGACACUGGCCAGCCCCCGCCGACAGUGGGGCCCGUGCCCAGGCAGAGGAGGGCAGCUCCGUGGAGAAUGGGCUGCCCGUGCCUCGGCGGCAGCCCUCCCCGCCCGAGCUGACCGAGCAGGAGCAGGUGAGGCUCCUUUCCCAUCAAGUAGCUCUGGAGGCCUCGCUGAUCAGCCAGAUAGCGGACUCUUUAAAGAACACAACAUCGGAUAUCUCGCGUGUUCUCCACGAGAUUUCUCAGUCAGGAGAGUUGCUGCUGGAGUCUGAGGGGGCCACAGUCUCCACGGGGACCCCCGCAGAUGCCUGGGCCAAGAAGGUGCUGGUGGACGGUGAGUUCUGGAGCCAGGUGGAGGCUCUGAGAAAGCACCUGGGGACCCUGGGAGGCGAGGCAGGCGCUGGGUCAGGAGGGGGACAGCAGAGCGUCCCACAAGGCCUGGCCCCCGGCCUGGCCGAUGCCACGUGGGUCAGAGCGGAGCUCAGCUUUGCCACGCAGUCAGUGAGGGCGUCGCUGCACCGCAGGUUGCAGAGCGUCCAGGAGACCCUGCGGGGGACCCAGACAGCCCUGCGGCAGCACAAGUGCCUGCUGAGGGAGAUCCUGGGAGCCUACCAGACCCCAGACUUUGAGAGAGUGAUGCAGCAGGUUUCAGAAUCCCUCAGGCUUCCAGCAGGUGGUGAAGACACUGCACCAACAUCCUGGGCCCUGAGCCCCUCAGGAGAGGUACUGAGCCAAAACCCAGACGGCUCCCAGGAGCCCUUUCGUUUUUCUGACCAGAGCCCCGGGGCCUUUGUUGCCAUUCAGGAAGAGCUCGCCCAGCAGCUAAAGGAAAAGGCCCACGUCUUAGAGGAGAUAGCUGCUGCUUUGCCGUCUCUGCCUCCUGUGGAGCCACUGAGGGAUUGUCAGAAGCUUCUUCAGGCAUCCCAGAAUCUCUCGUAUAUCGCUUGUUUGGGAGGCCUCGGUCAGUAUUCUUCAUUACUGGUUCAAGAUGCAAUUAUUCAGGCUCAGGUGUGUUAUGCAGCUUGCAAAAUUCGGCUGGAGUAUGAAAAGGAGCUCCAGUUCUACAAGGAGUCCUGGCUGACCAGGGGUGCCUCCUGCCUGGAGCAGGCGCAAGCUGUCAGGGUCCUGAGGGAGGAAUACAAAGAACUGCUCCGCAAACAGAAGAGCGAGUACCUGGAAGUGAUCACCAUCAUCGAAAGGGAAAAUGCAGAGCUCAAGGCCAAGGUCGCCCAGCUGGACCAGCAGCAGCGGCGUCUGGAGGAAGCGGAGAGCAAGCACAGUGAGAACAUAUUCGCCCUGCGGGGCAGGUACGAGGAAGAGAUCAGGUGCGUGGUGGAGCAGCUGAAUAGGACCGAGAACACACUGCAGGCUGAGCGCAGCCGGGUCCUGAGCCAGCUGGACGCCUCUGUCAAAGACAGGCAGGACAUGGAGAGGCACCAUGUGGCACAGAUGCAGACCCUGGAGGACAGGUUCCAGCUCAAGAUCAAAGAGCUGCAGACCAUCCACGAGGAGGAGCUGAGGAUCCUGCAGGAGCACUACUCGCAGAGCCUGCGCUGCCUGCAGGAGACCCUCUGCCUCUACCAGGGCCAGCACCCCAAGGCCCUGUCGGCCCCCUCCUCCUGCAGGCAGGCCGCCGAGGGGGAGGCCGAGUCUACGACGGGGCUGAGGGAGCGCAUCCAGGAGCUGGAGGCCCAGAUGGACACCAUGCGGGAGGAGCUGGGCCAUAAGGACCUGGAGGGUGACACAGCCGUGCUGCGGGAGAAGCACCAGAGGGACUUUGAGAACCUUAAGGCCACGUGUGAGCGGGGGUUUGCAGCAAUGGAAGAAACACACCAGAAGAAGAUUGAAGAUCUACAGAGGCAGCACCAGCGGGAGCUGGAGAAGCUUCGGGAGGAGAAAGACCGCCUCCUCGCCGAGGAGACAGCAGCCACCAUCUCAGCCAUUGAAGCCAUGAAGAAUGCCCACCGGGAGGAGAUGGAGCGGGAGCUGGAGAAGAGCCAGCGGUCCCAGAUCAGCAGCAUCAACUCAGACAUCGAGGCCCUGAGGCGGCAGUAUCUGGAGGAGCUGCAGUCAGUGAAGCGGGAGCUGGAGGUCCUCUCCGAGCAGUACUCGCAGAAGUGCCUGGAGAACGCCCACCUGGCCCAGGCGCUAGAGGCUGAGCGGCAGGCCUUGCGGCAGUGCCAGCGCGAGAACCAGGAGCUCAACGCCCACAACCAGGAGCUGAACAACCGCCUGGCUGCGGAGAUCACACGGUUACGGACGCUGCUGACCGGUGACGGCGGCGGGGAGGCUGCUGGGUCACCCCUCACGCAGGGCAAGGACGCGUAUGAGUUGGAGGUCUUACUGCGGGUCAAGGAAUCAGAAAUACAGUACCUAAAACAGGAGAUCAGCUCCCUCAAGGACGAGCUACAGACAGCAUUGCGGGACAAGAAGUACGCCAGUGACAAGUAUAAAGACAUCUACACAGAGCUCAGCAUUGCAAAGGCAAAAGCCGACUGCGACAUCAGCAGGUUGAAAGAGCAGCUAAAGGCCGCGACAGAAGCGCUGGGGGAAAAGUCCCCUGAGAGUGCCGCCGUGUCAGGAUACGAUAUAAUGAAAUCUAAAAGCAACCCUGACUUCUUAAAGAAAGACAGGUCCUGCGUCGCCCGGCAACUUAGAAACAUCAGGUCCAAGUCCGUAAUUGAGCAGGUCUCAUGGGAUAACUGAAACGCACCCGCUUCCAGGUCCCUGUCAUAGUCUGAAGGAAGGUCUGACGGUGCAGGAGCGGCUGAAGCUUUUUGAAUCCAGGGACUUGAAGAAAGACUAGCUGUGUCCCGUUCAACUUGAACACGCACCUUUCCCGGCUUGUGGCAGCACAACCCGAGCGCUGCUUUUUGUCUGUACCUUUGUUUAUUAUUAUUAUUACUGUUACUGUCAUCAUUCACUGUGGGUGUGGAUGCAUGAGAGACUGGUUUAUGGGUUGUUCACACCAUUCCCUGCUGUGUUGAUUUAGACUUCCUAUGGUCUUAUCAAAGCAUUUUUUCCAUGGUAUUCUGAAAUUAGUCCAGCGGGAGGGCUGGGGACGGCUGUCCCUGCAGCCGGCGUCUGUGAGAGCCCCUCCCUUGCUGUAAGCUGCCGCGCUCACUGUCAGUAUUAAGGCUCAGCAGCCUGUUGAUAAGCUAGCCCUGCCUCACCAAGCACUGGGGUGCAAGCAGGGCCCGGCGGCCAGCACACCACAGGGUAGACUAGUCCCGUUGGUCAGAGAAGAGGCCGUGUGGACGUCUGGCUCGACCUGGAUCACAGCACUGCUACCUGACUCGGUAGCCCAGCUGUCAGAGGAGGAGGAGGUGCACUGCCUUUUGGCCUGAGAGGAGGACAGCAUUUUGUAUUUGUUCCACUGAUGCAGCUUAGAAGCACACCCCAGAUAAUCGUGGCAAACCUUUCACAACCUGGAAAAUGUUGAAAGCAACCAUUCCUAUUUUUGUUUGUUUUUUAUUAAAUCUUACACAAAACCCC
Molecule: messenger RNA, 8071 nt
Organism: Lemur catta (Ring-tailed lemur)
Lineage: Eukaryota; Metazoa; Chordata; Mammalia; Primates; Lemuridae
Gene: MPRIP
Product: myosin phosphatase Rho interacting protein
Exons: 25
Coding region: 53-7282 (2409 amino acids)
Biological process (GO): actin filament organization
Cellular component (GO): actin cytoskeleton
Molecular function (GO): actin filament binding
Source: RefSeq, a predicted model, not a curated record